AUGUGUUCCAACAAGAGAAAAAGGUUAGCUCUAUUCAAAACAAAUGGAGGUUGUGGAUGUAGCAACCCUAAAUCCUAUGAAGUACUCCAACCCUCCCCAAAACUCAACACCUCAAUUCGAGAAAACACAAACCCUACCACUUCCGGCGACAAAGACAACAAACUCUUCUUCGAAGUUCGCACAAACCAUGAAAACCCCAACAAUGACAACAUGCGAAAACCAUAUUCAAAACUCAUUGACAGUGUGGCGGUUGAGAAGGAUUCAAAGGACCCGCACAAGGAUUUUCGAGAGUCCAUGCUCCAAAUGAUCUUCCAGAGACAAAUCUUCACCAAAACCGAUCUUCAAGACCUUCUCGAGUGCUUCCUCCGCUUGAACGCCGCCUGUCACCACCAAGUUAUCGUUCAAGCUUUCAUGGAGAUUUGUCACGAAACGUUCCCCAAGAAGAAUAUCAACGCCGCAGACGCCAAUGCUGCUUCUUUCAAUAACAAAAUUUGA
This is a messenger RNA of Vigna angularis (adzuki bean), 495 nucleotides long. RefSeq names its product transcription repressor OFP4. The record is from RefSeq and is a predicted model, not a curated record. Gene Ontology annotation, biological process: negative regulation of DNA-templated transcription. NCBI's taxonomy places the organism in Eukaryota, Viridiplantae, Streptophyta, Magnoliopsida, Fabales, Fabaceae. The transcript has a single exon. The coding region runs from base 1 to 495 and encodes 164 amino acids.